AUGUCUGCCAUUGAGUUAAACUGCCUCAUUCAUGGUGAUACUCCAGACAUUACUAUAUUUUUUUCAGUAGAAUUAGAUUCUGAAACGACUGUCAACAGGCUCAAAGAAAUUAUUAAAGAGAAGAUUAAAGAGACGAAACAAUACAUUACUUGGGUUGAUGAUAAUGAAAUUGUUCCUAUGGAUAAGAUCAUUUUCAAAGAAGGUCCCCUCAAUCUAGAAGGUGAAAUUGUCUGCACUGAUGUAGGAAUUCGAAUUAAGUUAGUCUAUAAAUCUGAAGAAUUUAUGCUGGAUUCAUUUGCUAAAUUCAUUGAACAAGUUCUGAUAAAACCUUAUGUCUGGUGCAAGAACACAAUGAAAAACUUAAUGUCUGAUGAGCAAUUAUCUUGGUCUGAUUUUCGUGAUCGACGAAACGGUUAUCAGAAACUUUUUCUUGUUCAUAGUACUUUCUCGAAAGAAUUUCAAAGAGAUGAAAUAUCUGCAAUAAAUUUUGGAUUAGUUGAUGGAAGAGAAGCUAUAGUUGUUACUUUAGAUCAACCAAAAGGAUCAUUAUUACAUUUUUAUUCGCCAUCUGUAUAUGAAGGCUUUCCGCAUUGGACGUUUCAAAAAUCCUCCAAAUCCAUAUACAUUACGUUAGGCCUAUUAGUUCAAGUAAAACCGGAAUCUGCUGCUAUUGCCAUAGGAUCAAAGAUUCCUACAGAAUCAAAGAAUGUCACAAGAUCAAA
Dentiscutata heterogama is the source of this 722-nucleotide messenger RNA. The record is from the annotation of a GenBank genome assembly. Lineage: Eukaryota; Fungi; Glomeromycota; Glomeromycetes; Diversisporales; Gigasporaceae.